Oryctolagus cuniculus (rabbit) is the source of this 1061-nucleotide messenger RNA. The record is from RefSeq and is a predicted model, not a curated record. Lineage: Eukaryota; Metazoa; Chordata; Mammalia; Lagomorpha; Leporidae.
UCUAGCUGCCUGGGUUACUGCACCUGGUGGGCGCGGGAACUACAAAGAUAAAACCCCACCCUGGCCCUUCUGCGUUCCACCGCUCCGCGUGCACUGAGGGGCUGAAGGAAGGCGUGGUAUUCCAGGCAGUAUAGACAGGGAGGGGAGAAACUAACGGCUUAGUUCUGCAUUCAGAAGUUAACGCCUCUUGUUACCCCUCUGGAGCACAGAGCUGAUUUUCCACGAUGGCUGCGGCCCCUCAAGCCCCAGCACGGGGAUCUGUCCGGAAGACGAGGCCUCUGGUUGUAAAGACGUCCUUGAACAACCCAUAUGCUAUCUGCUGGAGUGAGCUGGACAGGGACCACAUGCACUUCAUCCUCCAGACCCUGGAAGACAGGUUUAGAUCAAUUGGACUUCAGAAGAUUGAGGAUAAGAAGAAAAAGAAAAAAACUUGUGUCAAAAAGCAAAGCCGAGAAAAAUGCAACCUCGAUGCUGAUAUUGGCGAGGAUCUGGACGAGAGAGAGGCAGACGCUAAGCAGCCAGCCUCGGGGUGGUCGCCUGUGCACAUCAGGAAGCAGCUGGCCAUCGGCGUCAACGAGGUCACCAGAGCCCUGGAGAGGAGCGAGCUGCUGCUGGUGCUGGUGUGUAAGUCGGCCAAGCCUGCCAUCAUCACCUCUCACCUGAUCCAGCUGAGUGUGAGCAGAGCCGUGCCUGCCUGCCAGCUUCCCCGGCUCAGUGAGAGAAUCGCCCCGGUCAUUGGCUUGAAAUGUGUCCUAGCCUUGGGGUUUAAAAAGAACUCCAUGGACUUCACGGAUGAAGUCAGUGCCAUCAUCCCCAGAGUACCCGAUUUAAAUGUACCCUGGCUUCCAGACACAACUGAAGGUUCCAGGGAGGCUUUGGAAAAGCCAGGCGGAGAGAUUUUGGAAACUUCAUUUGAAGACCUCUCAAAACCCAAGAGGAAACUUGCAGAAGGUCAGCCAGCCUCUGCUGUAGCGUUACAGCCCCUUAAAAUAAAGAAACUGAUUGCAAACCCUAAUAAGAAAAGGAAACCACCCAAAAGUAAAAAGACAACUUCAAAGUAA